Molecule: messenger RNA, 621 nt
Organism: Thrips palmi
Lineage: Eukaryota; Metazoa; Arthropoda; Insecta; Thysanoptera; Thripidae
Exons: 2
Coding region: 182-559 (125 amino acids)
Source: RefSeq, a predicted model, not a curated record
CUGGUCGUUUGACGACGGUGGGAGUGGGAGAGAGACGGACGACAAAAGGCGAAACGAGAUGACUGAUGACUGAACACAAAUUUUCACUAGAUAUCAGCUGAUUCUAAUUUGGUUCGCACAAAUUAGCUCUAAUUAUCUGUUCUAAACUAAGGCGGGCUUUCGUUGAAGGCCAGCCUAUGUGAUGUCAACUAUAGCAGGAGAGGGUCUUUUCAACACAUCUGUUGUGUUUAUGGACGCGCUCUUGUCUGGCUUUUCUUACAUUGUGCUCUAUGCUAUUGGCUUAACCUCAAACGCCAGCGAAGGGUUGUUCCAUCUUUCAACCCUGUCACUUCUCGACUGGCAGGCUUUCUUUUCAUACAACGAGUUCCAAGUAGCUCUGUUGAAGAUCUUCCUUUUUACCCUGACUUUUAAUUUGUUGUGUAUUUUCAUUGCCUGGAAAUGGUAUGGAAAGAACAUUUAUGAUACUUUUAUGAAACCUGUUACGCCAAAAAUCAUUGAAGACUUGAAGAAGAGUGUGUCUCGUCUGAACUUGCCAAAGGAGCAUUCUCCUAGAGUUUAAUUUUACUAUUGAAAUUUCUAUCAAUCUAUCCAUCCCACUGCUGGAUUUCAAGAACACACAAU